Drosophila subobscura is the source of this 438-nucleotide messenger RNA. RefSeq names its product glycine-rich cell wall structural protein. Lineage: Eukaryota; Metazoa; Arthropoda; Insecta; Diptera; Drosophilidae. The transcript has 2 exons. The record is from RefSeq and is a predicted model, not a curated record. Bases 1 to 438 code for a protein of 145 amino acids.
AUGGUGAAGAUUAGCCGUUCGUUGGUGGUGCUGUUGUCGCUUUGUGCCUGCAGUUACGCUCAGUACCAGUAUCCCCAGCAGCGACCUGGUGCGACCCAAGAAGCUGGAUCUCAGCCCACUGGCGGACCUGUGGACAAUCGAAUUAUACCCUUGGGUGGUCUGCUCGGUGGCGGUGGAGGAGGUGGUCUGCUCGGCGGCGGCGGAGGAGGGGGCCUGUUUGGCAACCUGUUGGGUGGCCUCUUGGGCGGAAAUAAUGCUCGCCCACCACCACCGCCAGCAUCGUACCCUGGAUUCGGAGGCGGCUAUCCUGGAUAUGGCGGGGGCUAUCCUUCAUAUGGAGGCGGUUAUCCUGGCGCAUUUGGUGGCGGGUAUACUGGUGGCCUUCCAGGUGGGUUUGGAGGUGGUUAUGGCAACCCCUAUGGCGGCUAUUACGGCUAA